UAGCCAUAACAGCGCAUUGAACCAUCAUUUGAAGAAACAUUCAGAUUCAGGAGAUACACCAUAUCAAUGUGAACAUUGUGCAAAGAAAUUUACAAGCAGUUUCAUUUUGAAAAGACACUUAAGGAUGCACUCAAGUGAACGACCAUAUCAAUGUGAGCAUUGUGAAAAGAAAUUUAAGAGUGAUAGUAAUUUGAAAUCGCAUAUAAAGACACAUUCGGGGGUGAAACCUUUUGAAUGUGAACAUUGUUCAAAGAAAUUUAUAAGAAAUAGCGACUUGAAAACUCAUUUGAGGAUACAUACGGGAGAUAAACCAUAUGAAUGUCGACAUUGUGGGAAAUCGUUUACCCAUAUAAGCACUUUGAUCCAACAUUCCGUUUUACAUUCAGAAAAAAAACCAUUUGAAUGUGAACAUUGUGCAAAAGUAUUUAAAAGAAUUAGCGAGUUGAAAGCACAUUUAAGGAUACAUUCUUCAGGACAGACACCAAAUGAACGUCAACCACAUAUGUGUGAACAUUGUGAAAAAAAAUUUACAAGUGGUAGAGAUCUGAAGAGACAUAUAAGGAUACAUACAGGAGAGACACCAUACGUAUGUGAGCAUUGUGGAAAGAAGUUUAAGAUGGUUGGCAGUUUGAUCAGUCAUUUGAGGAUACAUACAGGAGAGAGACAAUUUUUAUGUGAACAUUGUGCCAAGAAAUUCAAGACCAAUGGUGAUUUGAUAACGCAUUUGAGGAAACACACAGGCGAGACACCAUACGAAUGUAAACUUUGUUUGAAAAAGUUUAAGAGCAAUAGCAAUUUGUAUACACAUUUGAAGAACUUACAUUCAGAAAAAAAGCCAUAUGAAUGUCAAUUUUGUGAGAAGAAAUUUAAGAGCAGUAACUAUUUAAAAAUACAUAUGAGGAUACAUACAGGAGAGAUGCCCUACAAAUGUGAAGUUUGUGAAAGAAAUUUUAAACACAGUAACACUUUGAAAAGGCAUUUGAGGAUACAUACAGGAGAGACACCUUACGAGUGUGAACAUUGUGGAAAGAAAUUUAGAACCAAUAGCGAUUUAAAAAUACAUUUGAGGAUACACACUGGAGAAACACCUUAUGAAUGUGAGCAAUGUGCAGUAAAAUUUAGAUACGGUAGAGAUUUGAAAAAACAUUUGAUGAUUCACACAUAAAAAAGAUAAUUUAAAUGUGAACAUUAGCAAAUAAAAGACAAAUUUGUAAAUAAGGAAUAAUUUGAGACAAUAAUUUUGUUUAUAUAAAUGCAGGGAUGUAGUUAAGGUGGAGCCACCAAGCCUUAAUAUUUUCCACCCAGUCUAAAGCCAAUUCCAUGGCCCUCCACCCACCCUUAUUAACCCACUCAUUCAUAUUUAUUUAGAGUUUGCCAAUGUUUUCACCCACCACCCUUAGUUUCCUAGAGCAACAAUGCUGUACAGUGUAAAUGUUGAUACUAACAUACUG
Molecule: messenger RNA, 1451 nt
Organism: Anneissia japonica
Lineage: Eukaryota; Metazoa; Echinodermata; Crinoidea; Comatulida; Comatulidae
Product: zinc finger protein 271-like
Biological process (GO): regulation of transcription by RNA polymerase II
Cellular component (GO): nucleus
Molecular function (GO): RNA polymerase II cis-regulatory region sequence-specific DNA binding; DNA-binding transcription factor activity, RNA polymerase II-specific
Source: RefSeq, a predicted model, not a curated record